AUGUCGCUCUACUCCAUAAAUGCCUCACUAGUUUCCUUCAACUCGGCUAUCAGUGCGUGCGCUCGGAGCGGCCACUGGCAGGGAGCCGUGGCGUUGCUGGAUCGCAUCACAGAGUCGCGGCUUGUGCCCGACAUGUUCAGCCUCAGCUCGGCUGUGGGCGCCUGCUCCAAGGGCCACAACUGGGAAACCGCUUUGCAGCUCGUCGCCGCCUUUCGAGGGGCACGGUUGCCGGUGGAUAUCACAGCUCUGGGCAGCGUCGGAGCCGUUUGUGAAGAGCCACGCAAGCUCAGAGAAAUCCUGGAGGACGUGCAGCAACUUGCUGCUUGGCAGCUUUCUUUCUCCCAGACUUGA
This is a messenger RNA of Symbiodinium sp. CCMP2592, 351 nucleotides long. The record is from the annotation of a GenBank genome assembly. NCBI's taxonomy places the organism in Eukaryota, Dinophyceae, Suessiales, Symbiodiniaceae.